Neoarius graeffei (lesser salmon catfish) is the source of this 799-nucleotide messenger RNA. It is a transcript of the gene hoxc12b, whose product is annotated as homeobox C12b. Lineage: Eukaryota; Metazoa; Chordata; Actinopteri; Siluriformes; Ariidae. Gene Ontology annotation, molecular function: DNA-binding transcription factor activity, RNA polymerase II-specific; sequence-specific double-stranded DNA binding. Bases 1 to 786 code for a protein of 261 amino acids. The record is from RefSeq and is a predicted model, not a curated record. Gene Ontology annotation, biological process: regulation of DNA-templated transcription. The transcript is spliced from 2 exons.
AUGGGCGAGCAUAACCUCCUCAAUAGUGGGUUUGUGGGACCUUUGGUGAACAUCCACACUGGAGACGCGUUUUACCUCCACAACUUCCGGUCUUCUGCGGCGCUUCCUUCCCUCCCUUACGCGAGACGGGACAAUGUUUGGACUCAACCGGAGCCGUGCAACGGAUACAUGCAGCCGUUUUUUGGCAACCCGGUGUCCCUGAACCCCACUUUUAACCGAGCGUGCGAGAUUGCGCGGCAGGAAGAGAGCAAAUGCUUUUACAGUGGAAGUGGAGGUGGAGGAGGGAACAUCCGGGAGAGCUGCGCCAACCUUAAACGCGAUGACAGGGCGAGAGACGACUCCUCUGUGCCUGGAGUCAGAGAGCACGGAGUGGCAGAUGCUAGCAUGAUGGGCUACGGAUACGGUGCAGAGCAAGUGAGCCAGAAUCCUCCAUCCUGUCACGCCAUGCAGUCGGAGUCAGGGUCCUCGCACCACGAACCGGAAAAAGUGUCGUGCAGCAUCGCCCAUUCCUUAGCAUCUCAUCCAUGCAGCACAACCCAAGGCGGAGGUGCUCCGUGGUACCCGGCGCACGCGCGGAACCGGAAGAAGCGCAAGCCCUAUUCCAAACUGCAGCUGGCCGAGCUCGAGAGCGAGUUCAUGCUCAACGAAUUCAUCACGCGACAGCGGAGGAAGGAGCUUUCGGACCGACUCAGUUUAUCCGACCAACAAGUGAAGAUCUGGUUUCAAAACCGACGCAUGAAGAAGAAAAGACUGAUGCUGAGGGAACAGGCUCUAUCUUUCUUUUAGGGAAAAAGUAGCA